Messenger RNA from Ilex paraguariensis (yerba mate), 663 nucleotides. NCBI's taxonomy places the organism in Eukaryota, Viridiplantae, Streptophyta, Magnoliopsida, Aquifoliales, Aquifoliaceae. The record is from the annotation of a GenBank genome assembly.
AUCAAGAAUCCUGUCAGAGUUCCAAUCAUCAAGAUUUAGAGCAACAAACCCCAAACACCUUUCUCAAACACACCCAAAAUGGCAUUGAUCCUCUUCCUUGUUCUUUCUGCCUUCCUCCAAGGAGCUCUUGGUGAGAUUAUAUGCGAGGAAUUGGGAGUUGGAAUGUGCUCAUUCUCUGUGGCUUCUUCUGGGAAGCGUUGUCUACUAGAGACUUAUGAGGCAAAUGAUGGAAGUAUGGGCUUACAAUGUAAGACAUCAGAGGUGGUUGCAGAGAACAAACGUGAAUGGAUAGAGAGUGAUGAAUGCAUCAACGCAUGUGGGGCUGAGAGGAAAUCUGUUGGAAUCUCAUCGGAUUCACUACUUGACCCUAAAUUUACCUCCAAGCUUUGCUCUCGACCAUGUUAUCAAAACUGCCCCAACAUUGUUGAUCUUUACUACAGUUUGGCUUUGGGAGAAGGAGUGUUCUUGGCAGACUUGUGCAUGAUACAGCAAGCCAGUCCACGCCGCCGCGCAAUGAGUCAGUUUCUAAGUUCUGGUGCAGCUGCCGGUCCAAUCUCUUCUGCUGCUGGUCCUGUCUCGGCCACUGCCGAAUCUCCAACCGAGUCUGUUGAUUGUGAUCCGGCACCAGCUGCGCCAGUUGAUUGUGCUCCAGCACCCAUGUAA